Molecule: messenger RNA, 1602 nt
Organism: Telopea speciosissima
Lineage: Eukaryota; Viridiplantae; Streptophyta; Magnoliopsida; Proteales; Proteaceae
Product: pentatricopeptide repeat-containing protein At5g47360-like
Exons: 1
Coding region: 17-1468 (483 amino acids)
Molecular function (GO): protein binding
Source: RefSeq, a predicted model, not a curated record
CACUUUCCAUUUGCCAAUGUUAAUGGCCGUCCAUUCCAUUUUUCGUUUUAUAUCGAUGUCAUACGGUUUUAGAAACCCAGCAUAUAUUAUUACUCAGAAGCGCAUGCUUGGGAGUACUUCUGCUGCUGAUAACUACUGGAAUCUCUUGCAGAAAAAUGAUUCUGGAUCAAGUUUAGAGCGAAAUCUAGGAAAAACUAAUGGAAAAUUGGAUGCUUUGUGUGUCGAAGAUGUUCUGCGGAGGUGCUCCUCUGAUCGAGCAAUACUGGGUCUGAGGUUUUUCAUCUGGGCGGGCCUUCAAUCAUAUUAUAGACAUAGCAGUUUGAUGUAUAACAAAGCUUGUCUAUUAUUUGAGAUUGAUCGUAAGCCACAAUUGCUGAAUGAUGUUUUAGAAGUGUAUAGAAUUUGUGGUUCUUUGGUUACUGUGAAAGUGUUUAAAGUGAUUUUAAAUCUCUCUAGAGAGGCAAAGCUCGCAGAAGAGGCUUUAGGAGUAUUGAGGAAAAUGGGAGAGUUCAAUUGCCGACCUGAUACUUCUUCCUACAAUGUUGUUAUACGGCUCUUCAGUGAGAAGGGUGAUAUGGAUGUAGCAUUGGGACUAAUGAAAGAGAUGGCUUUGAUUGAUCUUUACCCUGACAUGCUAACUUAUAUCGAGAUGAUCAAGGGCUUCUGUAAUGUGGGUAGGUUCGAGGAAGCUUGUGGGCUUUUCAAGGUUAUGCACAGUCAUGGUUGCGUUCCAAGUGUUGUGGCUUGGUCUGCGUUGCUUGAUGGAUUUUGUAGGGCUGGUAAUCUGGAGAGAGCACUGGAGUUAUUGGGGGAGAUGGAGAAAGUGGGUAGUGAUUGUUCACCAAAUACAGUUACAUACACAUCUGUGAUACAGAGUUUUUGUGAGAAGAGGAGGCCGACAGAGGCACUAGGGUUUUUGGAUCGAAUGGUAGCUCAUGGAUGUCGUCCAAAUCGAGUUACAAUUAGUACUUUGAUUAAGGGUCUUUGUGUGGAAGGUUGUAUAGAGGAAGCUUAUAACCUUGUUGAUAAAGUAGUUGUAUAUGGGAGUGUUUCAAGUGCCACAUGCUAUAGUUCUCUUGUAGUUUGCUUGCUGCGGAUCAAAAACAUAGAGGAGGCUGAGAAAGUCUUUAGAAGGAUGUUAAAUAAUGGAGUGCAGCCUGAUGGGUUGGCUUGUAACUGUGUGAUGAAAGAGAUUUGUUUGGAGGGACGGGCCUUGGAUGGAUUUGGUUUGUACUGUGAAAUGGAGAAGAAGUUCAAUUCUCUAGAUUCUGUUGACUCUGAUUUUUACUCAGUUCUUUUAGCUGGACUUUUUCAAGAAAGUCAUCUGGUGCAAGUUGCAGAGGUUGUUAAUGCAAUGAUCAAGAAGGGGUUUCGACUGAAAACUCCUCAUCUUGAUGUUAUGGUUGAAUGCCUGGAGAAAUCUGGUCAAAAGGAACUUGCUGUGCAUCUUGCAACUGUUGGAACAUAGGGGUGGGGGGAAGAACAAGAUUUUUAAGGUUCGCUCUCUCAUUGUCCUUAUACCUGUCUUCCAAACUUGUUCUGUUAUUUUAUAUAACUGUUUCUUUUCUUUUGUAUGUAUAUUAGGUGUUUGUUACCUCUUUG